AUGGCGACGACUCCAGCGGCGCUGUCGCUGCAGGACAUCGCUCGUGACGCGGCAGCGGGCGCGACCAUCAUAGAGUACAUGGAGUUGCGGGGAAUCAAAACCUCUGCAACCCUUGCCCUGAUCAGCAAAGACGAGCAAGACCUCGAGAAUACGUUAGUCCAACCCCUGCUCCAGGGUUGGCCAAGGGCCGAUGGAACCACACUGUCUGUGCCAGACUCCGACAAGCCCAUAGCAAGAGCAGUGAUCAUGCAUAUGUGGAUGAUGGCCCAGCAGAAUUACUGGGCCAUCUCACAGGCAGCAAUACGGCCGCUUCAAGCAGCAACACCGACAGCCACGACACCAUCGGCCUCCACGGCCACCGAAGACAAGGUGCCAAAGGCGUUGGCCCCUGGCCGUUGGGCCAAAUUGAUCCAGGAGUACCAGAGUCAACAGAUCGGCAAUGAGGACCGCAUCUUCCCGACACAAGAAGUGUUAGGUGCGGAGGCGAUCAUAGCACGGGUCUUGCACGAGCAUGAAGUCAGCAAGAUGUACACCCCGGUCCAGUUGGGUGAGAUCAUCUCCAUCCGAACCUUCCAGGCGAAUGGGGAACCCAAUCCCCUCGCCAAGAAGGACAGGAGUGUCACGAAAUUGACACUGACCGGAGAGCAGCUGGUGGCUACGCCAGAGGAGCCUUGGCAACCCAGGAGUGUCUUGGCAAUCCUGGAUGGACUCUCCAGCAUCAAGUGGUGCUACAUCCUGUGCAAGCUGGGCUCCGAACAGGCCAUUCAUGCAUUCUUUGACUGGUUGGUACGCUUGGUCAGGAGCAGACCAAACAAAACAGACCAGAUGGCACAGUUUUGGAUGUCCACUUCAUGGAAGCUGGCGCUUGACAUGAGAGCAGGCAAGACCUUCGUCGAGAGCACCACCACGCUCAUGAAGGACUAUGAUGCGUUCUCGGAAUGCAUGAGCCGAGAGCCCACACAGACACUCAAGCGGACACAAACGCCUCCGCCCACGCCAAAGAAUGAACAGAAAGGAUAUGGCAAGGGCAACACCAAGUCGGGCAAGAAUGCAAGAACGAACCCCUAUGGCCGCACACAGAAGCCAUGGGGUACACCGAACUCAGAUCGCGCUGACCAGAAAGCGCAGUGGCCAACCUCGCAGAGGACUGAUGACAAGAAUUGGAGCAAGGAGUCCUGGUCUUCGGACUGGCGGCAGAAGAUAGCAGAGCGGGUCAUUCUCCUCAGCUGCUUCGACGGCAUCGGGUCCUCCGCCCUAGCCCUGGCCGAAUUGGUGGACGGGAUUGACCUACACCUCUCUUGGGAAGUCGAUCCAGAUUGCCUGGCAAUCCUCCACAAACACCACCCAGAGGCCCAAGCUCGUGGCAACUUCUUGGAGGAUGACCCACAGGCUGUUGCUGACGCCAUCAUUCAACAUGACCCCACCGGGAAGCAGAUCGUAUUGUUCCUGGCUGCACCUCCAUGCCCAGAUUUUUCCAGAAUCCGGGAUGACGCCCCUGGAUCAGCAGGAGCUGAGGGUCAGAAAUUCACAGCGUACUGCGAUUUUGUGGCAGACAUUGAAUCGCGCAUACCUCACAGGCGCGUGGGUCAUUUGACAGAGAACGUGGUCAUGGAGAAGGGUGAGGCCGACUUCUUCGCCAAGAAGCUCAAAGGCAACACAGUCAUGGCAGACGCCCAGGACUUUGGCCUUAUCAGUCGACCCAGGUUGUGGUGGACACGAGUUGACUGGAGCCACAUCAAGGCGAGCCCAGUCACAGGGCAACGCCUCCAAUGGGGGAAGUCUCACAAGUUCUACAAGCUUCAACAAGAUGUUAAGCAUCAAGAAGAACAAGACCUCGACAUGGAUGGGAUGAGCCUUCACCCUGAUGUUGCGUCCCACAAGACCAGGAUCCCAUGUCUGACAACCCCAGCGCCCUGCGAAGGCGGACGCCCUCCACCAAAGAGAAUGAGGGGUACUAUUCCCCCGGACCAGAAGAUGCGGUGGCUCAAUGACAACCGCACCUACGCGCCCUGGCAAUACUCUGAAGAGGCCAUGGUAUUGUCUACCAAAGGUGAGUUACAUGUGCCAUCUGCAAAACUGAAAGAGCAGCUGCACCAGCUCCCACCCAACUACACGGAGGCAGACGGGGUGGCCGAAAGAUCCAGACAUCGGCUGCUGGGCAACGGGUGGCAUAUUGGCACAGCCAGGUUCAUGCUCAUGUUGGUCCUGCAGAUGAUCCUGACCAUUUCGGCAGAGGACAUUCCAACCUCACCUCGGAGAUCAGCACUGCAAAUGAUGCUGGAAGUUGUUGAGCGGUUCCCCCCGGCAGUGGGCCCGGGGCACUGGAACUGCGAGCCUGUGUGCGUGCCUCAGGCUGGAUCCAUGUGGGAGCAUUGGGAAAUGGCAUGCGGCGCCAUUCACCCUCUAGCCCACAGGCCACAGAUCGAACCAGGCUGGUCACAAUGCCUCGAAGUGCAACAGCUAAUUGGGGGCAGUCUCAACAAGCUACGACACGAAAUUGUGAAUGAGAUCCAGGAGCUCGCUGAUGAACGCAGCGAGGCUACUCGAGCAUGGUGGCAGCAGCUCCCAGCUCAUAUUGCCAACGUCUACUACAGCCAAGAACAUGACCAGAUUUCGCAGAUCCCGCUGCUCAUCGACCUUCUGCACCAGACAGGGAUGCCACAGCUGCCGGCUCUGGCACAUGAUCUCCAGCACGGAUUUGCCGUGACUGGCACCCUGAACCCGGGAGCGGGCUGGCUUCCCCGGGCAGAUCAACGAUAUGAGUUCCCGGUGAAGGAACUCCAAGAAGAAGUCCGGAAGGGACGCAUGUCAGGUCCGUACACUUCACCAUCAUGGUGGCCUAUGAGCAGCAUCGGCAUGGAUGACCGACAAAUGCUGCAGCUACCCAACGAAGAAGUGGCAUUCAGUUUCUGCUUCAGCGUCAGGCAGACUGACAAAGUCCGCCGCUGUGAAGAUUUCCGACGGUCUGGACACAAUUCAACGAUCGUGGCCUACGAUGUGCCGCACCAUCAUGACAUCAGAGCUUUCACGGCACUGGCACUGUGUCAAGAACAAACUGAUGUCCCGCCCAAAAUUUGGGCACAGGACCUCAACGGUGCAUACCGCCAAUUUCCAGUGCAAAAUCCGGACGACUGCUUCUGCGUCCUCAUGACCCCACGUGGACCGCUAGUACUGAGACACCACGCACUCAUGUUCGGUGCGACAAGCUCUGUUUGGAACUUCAACCGCGCUGCAGACAGCCUGGUGUUUCUCAGCAGGAGAUUGCUGGCAUGCACGGUCGGCCACUAUGUCGAUGAUUUCAUUGGAAUCGAAGCCUCCUCUCUGGUCGUCAGCGGGUAUGAUCAGUUUACCAGGCUCAUGCGGGUAUUGGGAUUCCGAAUGAAGGAGGCCAAAGCCCUUCCACCAGCCACGACGCAAAAGGUUCUGGGGGUCAACAUGACGCUGACAGAAGACGAGGUCAUAUUGGCACCACAUCCAACCAGAUGUGACAAGAUGAUCAAGAUCAUCCAGGAGGCCAUCCAAUCCAACGCAUUGUCACCAGACAAUGCCCACAGAAUGGCAGGAAAACUCACAUUCCUGACCUCAACACUUUUCGGACAAUUGGGGCGGGCCGCCCUGCAGCCCAUUUACGCCAGAGCUCAUGGCGCAUCUAGGGCGAACCAUUCUGAUGCACUCAAUGGUCCGUUGGCAGCCUCGCUACGGACAUUGGCCACAUUGCUCACGGAGAUCAGCCCAAGAACAAUCCCCAGAACGUGCCAGCAACCUGCCAUCGUCAUUUACACUGAUGCAUACUUCGUGCUCAAUGACAAACAGUACUCCUUGAGCGACGCCGACUCAGUGACGACAUGGAACAAGAAGGCAUGCCCGUACAUGGAGAACGGGUGGGGUUAUGUCAUACACCAUCAGGGUCAGACACGCUUCGGAGCGGGCCGAGUACCUCCUUGGCUCAUACAGAAGUUUUGUACCAGAAAGGCAUACAUCUACUUCCUGGAAGUGCUUGCACAGUUGAUCGCCUUCCUGGCAUGUCGAGACAUUGAGUCGAACCUGGUGAUCUCGUUCAUCGACAAUUCAUCGGGCUUCUUUGCAUUAAAGAAGGGUUACUGCAAGGAUGAAGCCAUCUGCAACCUGAUUGCGAUCACAUGGCGGCUCAUCGCCAUGAAAGGCUGGAACCUACACCUUGAAUGGGUCGCUUCACAACUCAACAUCAGCGACAAGGUGUCACGACAAACCUUCGAAGAGAUGUACCAGAUUGGGGCAAAGCAGGACUCUGUCUACACGGAAGCACUGUUCACAUGUCUGAAACAUGCAGCUGCAGACCACAACUACACUUAUGGUCCAGCUCUUCAAGACAUCAUGGCCAUUUCAGUCCUCCACACUCAGCACGGUCACACUGGAAAAGCGGGAGAUCUGGCGCCAGUGUGGCAUAAUGGCAACGCCAGAUGCAGAGGCUUGCAGACAGCUGAGACAGGGUCGACAGCCAAACCAGGCCAAAAAGGUGUGUCUGCA
Molecule: messenger RNA, 4506 nt
Organism: Cladocopium goreaui
Lineage: Eukaryota; Dinophyceae; Suessiales; Symbiodiniaceae
Source: the annotation of a GenBank genome assembly